Molecule: messenger RNA, 1497 nt
Organism: Fusarium mangiferae
Lineage: Eukaryota; Fungi; Ascomycota; Sordariomycetes; Hypocreales; Nectriaceae
Exons: 2
Coding region: 1-1497 (498 amino acids)
Biological process (GO): regulation of DNA-templated transcription
Molecular function (GO): DNA-binding transcription factor activity, RNA polymerase II-specific; zinc ion binding
Source: RefSeq, a predicted model, not a curated record
AUGGUAAGUCGAACACUUGGACACAUAAAAUUCAAUGCUAAUCAAAGUAGCAAAAUUCGGCACCUCAAAUGCGAUGAACGCAAGCCUACGUGUUUCAGAUGCGAAAAAGACCAACGGACGUGCGACGGCUACCUUGCGCCCCCAGAAAGCAAACCAAAAACAAAAUCUCUCGCCCUUCAUAGAAAACAGUAUGACCUCAUAUCCCGUCGCAUCGCGACAGCCUCGAAGCUUCUUGUCCCAGCAGCUCUAUCACCAGAGACAUUCGGUUCGACGAUUGAGUUGGACCUCUGCCACCACUUCCGAACAUACACAGUAUCAGAACUUGCGAGCUCGCUCAACGCAAUGAGCUUCUGGCACGCGUAUGCGCUGCCACUCAGCCAGACGUCAAAACCCGUCAAGGCUGCGAUUGGAGCGUUGGGAGGGGCACACAAAGCUUUCAAGCUUCAGACCCAGACCGACUCAUUAACGCAGUCUGUUGCAAAAUCUUACGAGAUCGCAUCUAUCCAGCAAUACAACAAUGCAAUUCGGGUAAUGCAAGAGUACAUGAACUCACCCGAUAAAAACAUUCAGGUUAUUCUAACUUGUUGCUUAAUAUUUAUCUGCACCGAGAGUCUCUACGGGCGUUACAAGAACGUUACGCGGCAUUUGGAAGCCGCAUUCUCUUUAUUGAACUCCUGUGAUCGAUGGGACCUAGCCAAGUUUAUGGAAAACAUUGGCCCUUCGUUAUGCGGCCUGGCAUCUGAUCUAUUCUUUUACGUGGGGGACAACCAUUCCUCAAAGCUUGUCUCCGAGAUUACAGAAUGGGCUGAUAAACAAGACCCGAUUGACCUAGAAGAACCCGGCGAACCCUUCACUUCUGCACAAGCUGCAGCUGCAGCACUGACACGAGUCGAGACACUUUGCGAUGUAGAGAUGUACGCCGAUUGCCCAAAAUGUUCGGAUGAUGGCGUGCUGUGCGGUGACGGUGGGGUUUCAUGUGAGAGACGAGAUAAAGGUCUAGUCUCGGAAGCCUUUUACCAUCAUUGGAGCGCACGAUAUCAAGCUUUCAAGAAGACGUUCGAUCCGUCAAAGGCCUCAGAGUCAGAGCUGUUUCGGUUCAAAAUACUUGAGUGCGAAGAGACUACAUGGCAGGCCACUUUCAAGCUCAACCACAUCAACGACGACCUGGAAACAGCCGAUUGCAUCGAGAUAUUGAAGAAAGCAGAAGAGGUCAUCAAGAUGACGCAAAGCGAUAAGGGUCAGAUCUUCACAUUUCAGGCCAAUCUCGUCCCUCCAAUAUCCUACGUUAUAAUAUCAUGUCAGGACACAAGUGUGCAAUGGGAGGCGGUGAGGCUUCUGCGGUGUCUUGGGAGACGGGAGGGCGUUUGGGACAGCAGGAAAAUGGCAGAUAUUUACACGAAUAUGAUCAACGCAAGGACGAACAAGCUACUAACGUGGGAGGAGAUUCCGGCUGAUGUGCCGCAGCUGACUGAACUUCUUGGUUCGCUUAAGAUGUGA